AUGGCAGUUCCCAUCUUGCCUUCGUUGGUGGUGCUUGGCGUGGCGGGCUUGGCCUCAUUUGGCUUUCAGCUCAUCACUCUCCCCACUCUCGUUCUCGUUCUGGGACUUGUUAGCGUCAUCGGUGUGUGCAUAGCAGUUGGCCAGAGGGCAAUCCACUGCCUUGGCCAGGAUGAACAGGUGUGGGUGGAAGGGUUCACCGGAGCCUAUGUACAGAAUGGGCCAGGCGUUGCAAUUCUUAAUCCGCUCACCUACAGGUUAGCAACCAGACGAAAGGCUGAGACUCUGGGCAACAUGGACUAUGUCAAGGUGAGGGACAGCCUCGAGGGCAAAGAGCGGGUCGAGAAAGGUCCGAAGCUCUUCUUCCUCAGUGCCUAUGAGCAAGUUGUGGAAAGAAAGCAGGGCCUCAGCCUUGGAAGCACGGAGUUUGCCAUUGUGGAAGACCGCCUCACGGGUGAGCGGCGCAUCGUCAAAGGUCCAUGCAUGUUCUUUCCGGGCCCGCAUGAGGAUGCCAAUCGGGGUGCGGCAGUGAGCCUGAGCCGCAUCGAAUAUCUCAUUGUCGAGGAUCAGCUCACCGGCGACAAAAAGGUUGUCAAAGGUCCCGCAGUCUGGUUUCCAGGCCCAUAUGAGCGAAGCAGCGCCAAGACCACGGCGAUCGCUCUGCAGGAAGAUGAGUAUAUCAAGGUGAAGGACACGUCCUCUGGAAAGAGAUGGAUUGAGAAAGGUAAAGCCUUGGUGUUCCCAGAGCCCACUUGGCAUGUUGAAGGUGCCACUGCAAAAUGCAGUGGGAUUUGCAAAGCCUGGGCCUUGAAAUCAUACGAGUUUGUGCGCCUCAUGGACACGGUCACGGGCAAGGUUGCGUCGUACCGUGGGGAACAGACGGUUUUCCCUAGCCCGGACGAUGAACUCUUGGACGGUGGUGUCAUGGAAGCCAUGGACCUCAAGGUCCACGAGUAUGUCAAGCUCCUUGACCAGUCCACGGGAGUGAUCCGCGUGGAAUCUGGCUCCAAUGGCUCCAGCAAGCAAGUCUUCCUUGGGCCUCAUGACAAAGUGCUGGACAACGGGAAGAAGAAGGCCGUCGAGGUGGAUGACGAACAUGCAGUACUCGUGCGGGACAAGAGUACCGGGCAAGUGCGACUGGUCACUGAGAAGCAGCUCUUUGUCCCAGGUCCCAAUGAAACAAUCGAGAAAGUGCAGGAGCUGAUCCGGCUGGCAGACCACGAGGCUCUCAUUGUGAAGAACCGAGAAGGUGAGUUUCAGUAUUUCUAUGGCAGCGAGGAGAAACGAUCACCUGGGCAGCCUCGCGCCUUCUUCCUGGAGCCGUAUGCAGAGACGGUGAAACUUUGCUGGAGCAAGGGCCGGCGGCGAGAGACCCGAAACCUCUUCAUUGAGAGGUUUGACUGUCGUGCUCAGUUUAUGUCCUUCGAAUUCAACUGCCGCACGUCGGACAAUGUGGAGCUCAUCCUUGAGGGAACCUUCUUCUGGGAAGUUGUGGAUCUUCCAGCCAUGGUCAAGAGCACUGGGGACACCAGUGGUGAUCUCUGCAACCAUGCGAGAUCGCAGUUCAUCCGGCACGUCGCCAAAGUGACUUUGAAGGAGUUCAUGGACAGCUCCCAUGCCAUCGCCAAGCGUGUUUGGGAGGAGGACACGGAAUUCUACGCCUCUCGAGGUGUCAAGAUCCACUCCUUGGAGGUGACGCGCUACCAAUGCGCGGAUUCUCGAACCUCGGAGAUUCUGGAGCAAAUUAUUCAGGAGACCACAAAUCGCAUGAACCGCCUUUCGCAAGCGGAGUCAGAGAAUGAGGUCAGCCUCUUUCGUACCCAUGGCCAGAUCGAGCAGGAGCGUCUUAACGGCGAACUGCUGGCCAUCAAGCACCAGCAUUCAGAGGCGGAGGCCGAGGUGGUUGGGCGUGCAGAAGCCAACAGGGUCUCCGCGUUCAUCGCCGGCCUGGAGCCAAAGGUGGAGAAGCUGGAAGACCGUAUCGCACUUUGGCAAGUGCUCCGAAAGAAUGAGGCAUUGAGCUGCAUUUCCGAGGGCAAUGCGAGCUUGUACUACACCCCAUCCGAUGUGGACCUGUCGAUCGAAUCGAAGAAGAUGUGA
Symbiodinium natans is the source of this 2097-nucleotide messenger RNA. The record is from the annotation of a GenBank genome assembly. NCBI's taxonomy places the organism in Eukaryota, Dinophyceae, Suessiales, Symbiodiniaceae.